Molecule: messenger RNA, 1881 nt
Organism: Cantharellus anzutake
Lineage: Eukaryota; Fungi; Basidiomycota; Agaricomycetes; Cantharellales; Hydnaceae
Product: glycosyltransferase family 2 protein
Exons: 6
Coding region: 175-1443 (422 amino acids)
Source: RefSeq, a predicted model, not a curated record
UGCCGUUGAGCUGUGCUGCGGAAGCAAAUUUCUCCCUUCACAAUCCGUCUUCCAACCGCUGCACCCCACGUUCCUUCGUUCCCUCUGUCCCGUUCCCCUCCCCAAGUCUUCAUAGGGCCCUUUUUUUAUUAGGGCCGCUCACAACGAUUUGCUCCUGGUCACCGGUGUCCAAAGAUGUUGUAUCUGACCUCUGACCGCUUUGCAAUCUUCGUUCCAUUUGGGGUUAUCGGGUUCUACCGCUACUUAUGGUAUAUCAUCCGUAUCUCUGCGGCUGCGGCGUACAGACCAGUCCCCCUCCCCGAAAACCCCACUUACAUCGCAUCGGAGGACGUGACAAUCAUAGUGCCAACUAUCGAUGCCGGCGAAGAAUUUAAGGAGGCCGCUCACAGUUGGCUCGUUGGAAAGCCAAAGGAGAUCCUUAUUAUUACUGAGGAAAAGAUGCUAGGGCCCCUGCAAGAGCUUGCGAAUGCCGUUGACCCUUCUCGUAUUCGUGUUUUAACUGUCCCUUUCGCGAACAAACGUCUGCAAAUGUCGCAUGGAAUCAAGAAUACGACGACUGAUAUAAUCGUAUUUGCGGAUGACGACGCUAUUUGGCCUCCAAUGAUGCUUCCGUACAUGCUUGCGUGCUUCGAGGACCAGAGGGUUGGCGGUGUUGGCACCUCGCAACGUGUACAGCCUGUUGGAAAGAAGAUGACAGUGUGGGAAGUUUUGGCUGCUUUCCGUCUUACCAUACGCAACAUCGAGAUUGCCUCGGCCACUCACAUUGAUGGAGGCGUACCGUGUCUGUCCGGGCGAACGGCUGCCUACCGCACUGUCAUCCUAAAAGACCCCGACUUCAUAUAUCGUUUCACUCAUGAUUACUGGCUCGGGAAAUAUCAUCUUAACUCUGGUGACGACAAGUUCCUCACGCGUUGGAUGGUCAGUCACGGUUGGACCACUUAUGUUCAAGUCUGCAAAGAAGCGGAACUAUUGAGUACCAUGAAGCCCAAUUGGCGGUUCUUGAAACAGGUGCUACGGUGGACUCGCAAUACUUGGCGUUCUGAUUUGCGUUCGCUGUUCAUGGAACGUUAUAUUUGGACGUCUCACCCUUACUGCGCAUACACCAUGGUGGACAAGCUGUUCAAUCCUUUCACGUUGCUUGUCGGACCGUGCCUUGUUGCUGUGGUUGUGUGGAAGAGCACCAAACCUAUUGAGAAGGGCGGCUUCCACUUGCCUUGGUGGAACGUGCUACUCUCAUAUCUUGUAUGGCUUAUGAUGACCCGAACGGCGAAGCUUUUACCCCACCUCUGGGACCGACCUCAAGAUAUCAUCCACGUUCCCGCCUUCAUUCUGUUCGGUUAUUAUUUCGCUGUGAUGAAGAUGUACGCUUUGCUAACUCUGCACGAGGUACGGAAACUGGUUGGGGGACCCGGGCCGGUGUGGGCAGUCCAACGGAAGCCUUGAAAGCUAUGGACGCCCAGAAUAAAGGCGGGAACAUUGGUGGUACUGCGACCCCGAUGGAGAAGUACGGGGACCUUCCAGCCUUCCCGACGCAGUAUCCAUCUUAUACCAGCGACGAUGGACGGCGAUAUGAUCCUGAGGCUCUUAACUACGGACAGAGCGAAACCCGAGGGUUUGUGCGGUGAACAACAUACUGGUGCUACUUCUCGGUCGCACUAUUCACCCAAUUUUCCUCACUUGGGGUGUCACCUGUAGACACGUUGCCCCGUUCCUCCACGCAUAAUUUCCCACUUGACUGCUUGUCUUUGGAUUGGACAUUUGGCCACUGGUCAUGCUAAACAGAGGCUCAUCUACACUAACGCAACCAUCAUUCUUGACCCCUCAUAGUAGCAUCCACAGUGGUAUAUUUAUUGAACAUUGUUCUAUAUUCUUCAACUUGUU